AUGCCUCUCGAGAUCCUGCCGCGGGCGCAUUGGCUCAGUCGCGUGCGCUCAUGUCUGCGCCUGCUGAUAAUCGUCCUGAGCGGCGCCGUGGUGUUUAUGUUGAUGCACACCCUGGGCAUCUAUAGGGGGAACAGGUACCUGGAGCUGCGCAAAGGCGAGAUCCCCAUGGUCUGGCCCGCACACACGAAUCUUGCGCCUACGAUUAUCUUGGUUGCAGUCGCGGGAGCCAAUUUCCUUGCUUCGGUGGCCAUCUUGUCGCUGAGCUUCAAGCGCUCGUUUCGCCGCCCUAUUCGCUCGAGGGAUCUGUACCGCAUUGUUGUAGGAAGCUUUGGGGUUGUGCUUUGGGCUGCUGCGCUUGUUGUCUUCCACCUGCUCGACAAGGCGAGCAAAGCCAGCUUAGGGCGGUACUCGUGCAAGAACCAGGCCCAGAUGACCAACGGACGGUACCAGUACCGCGCUGUUUGCGAGGAGCAGAAUGUUGCAUUCUACACCGCAAUAGGCGCCGCCUCCGCCGAGCUCCUGACACUCAUCUCCCUCGCCGCCUCUGCGAUCAGAUCAAUGCGAGAAGAACCACCGCUCCCCAUAAUCCAGAUACACGAGAAGAAGGACUCGAACCAUCUCAGUUCAGGCUGGAAACCCUCCAGACCGAAGACGUGGAUACAAUAG
Messenger RNA from Macroventuria anomochaeta, 666 nucleotides. RefSeq lists its product as uncharacterized. The transcript has 2 exons. NCBI's taxonomy places the organism in Eukaryota, Fungi, Ascomycota, Dothideomycetes, Pleosporales, Didymellaceae. The record is from RefSeq and is a predicted model, not a curated record. Bases 1 to 666 code for a protein of 221 amino acids.